This is a messenger RNA of Uranotaenia lowii, 1509 nucleotides long. Its product is annotated as proton-coupled zinc antiporter SLC30A2-like. Bases 85 to 1332 code for a protein of 415 amino acids. The transcript is spliced from 9 exons. Gene Ontology annotation, cellular component: plasma membrane. Gene Ontology annotation, molecular function: zinc ion transmembrane transporter activity. NCBI's taxonomy places the organism in Eukaryota, Metazoa, Arthropoda, Insecta, Diptera, Culicidae. Gene Ontology annotation, biological process: response to zinc ion; zinc ion transmembrane transport. The record is from RefSeq and is a predicted model, not a curated record.
GGAAACCCCCAAUCUUUCCUGUCAGUUGGCGCCCCGCAGAAACGAAAAAUAAUUGUUUGGCUAUUCUCAAGAUUUUGCUUUCCAAUGCCCAGUUCGGAAAAUCGUUCAAAGUCGAAUGAAAACUAUCUGCCCCAUCGACCGGAACUGGCUCAGCACAACUCGAGGAAGCAUCAGAAAAACUAUGGCACCAGCACUUCCAAAGACUGCAUCUCUUCAACCUCCUCGCAGCAGAGAGCGGUCAUCUACUGUGUCCACGGGAAGCUAGCACAAUCUUGCUGUGAUCUGGAGGCAGCCGAUGAACUGAAAAUCGAAAGACGACUUGAAUCACACUGUCACCGGCCGCGGGCUCACGGAAUCGAUAAAAUCGCCAGGAAGAAAUUAAUUCUGGCCAGCAUCCUCUGCGUGGUGUUCAUGAUAGCGGAGAUAAUAGGUGGCAUUUUCUCCAACAGUCUCGCGAUAGCAACAGAUGCAGCUCACUUAUUGGCUGACUUGGCGAGUUUUAUGAUAUCGUUGUUCGCGCUCUGGAUUGCCGCAAGACCAUCUACUAAGAGAUUGUCGUUUGGAUGGUACCGGGCCGAGGUUAUUGGGGCACUGACGUCGGUGCUGAUGAUUUGGGUUGUGACGGCAAUCCUGUUCUACAUGGCUGUGCUGAGGAUUAUUAAUGGAGAAUUCGAACUGAACGGGGGCGUGAUGCUGAUCACUUCCGGUGUGGGCAUUUUGGUGAAUGUUGUGAUGGGCCUCACGUUACAUCAGGGCCACGGCCAUUCAUCAUCCUCAUCACCCAACAGCAGCAGCCACUCGCACGGAUUCUUCAGCGGUCACGGCCAUGGCCACGGGGGCUCAGGAUCUCAGGACAACAUCAAUGUCCGGGCUGCGAUGAUUCAUGUGCUGAGCGAUUUCGUGCAAAGCCUCGGGGUGUUUAUUGCAGCCCUAGUUAUCUAUUUCAAGCCGGAGUGGAACAUUAUUGAUCCCAUCAUAACGUUCCUGUUUUCAAUUUUGGUGCUAGCCACAACGAUUGCCAUCAUGAAGGAUGCUUUACUGGUCCUGAUGGAGGGCACCCCCAAGUUCCUGGACUACACGGAAGUGAUGCAAACGUUCCUGCAGAUCGACGGUGUCGUCCGGGUGCAUAAUUUACGAAUCUGGGCCCUCAGCAUCAACAAGAAUGCGCUGUCGGCUCAUUUGGCAGUCGAAAAAAACACAAACACGGAAGCGGUCCUCCAGCAGGCAACGAAAUCGGUCCACGCCAAGUACGACUUCUUCGAAACUACUCUGCAAAUUGAGGAAUUCCAAUCGGAUAUGGAAGACUGUCACCAGUGCUCGAAUCCAGCUUAGGAACGAGGGAAGGUUUCGAGGAAAGGGAAAAAAGAAGCUUCAAACCAUUCCAAUCCUCAUUCAUUAGAUUUUGUUAGCGAUAAUUUGUUAGAAGCAGUGCUUUUUCCCGAAUUUCAAUUCUCUACAAAGAAUCUAUUUUGUAGCUUGUUGGAAAAUAAAAAUUACAAGUAAGAUAUG